Molecule: messenger RNA, 266 nt
Organism: Racocetra persica
Lineage: Eukaryota; Fungi; Glomeromycota; Glomeromycetes; Diversisporales; Gigasporaceae
Source: the annotation of a GenBank genome assembly
UAGUAGCAGGUCGAGCAGUUUUCGUGAACGCCGUUCGGAGGAAAGAAUUGGUAAACAUAACAAUUCAAUGAGAAAAUUUGAGACAGGAUCGUUUCCAAAAUCAAAAUCUGAAAACUCAGUUUCUAUCACUACGCGUGCAGCAGCAGCAUCCGAUACCGGCACAUCGUUGCCAACAGCGCGUAAAAAGUUAGAACUAAAACCACGAAGUACAGCCGCUCCUUCAAACGAAGCACCUACUCCACGAUCAACCAAACCAAAUCCGUUUG